Messenger RNA from Scleropages formosus (Asian bonytongue), 1408 nucleotides. Its product is annotated as E3 ubiquitin/ISG15 ligase TRIM25-like. The transcript has 3 exons. NCBI's taxonomy places the organism in Eukaryota, Metazoa, Chordata, Actinopteri, Osteoglossiformes, Osteoglossidae. Gene Ontology annotation, molecular function: protein binding; zinc ion binding. The record is from RefSeq and is a predicted model, not a curated record. Bases 11 to 1234 code for a protein of 407 amino acids.
UAAACUCAGUAUGAUGGCAGAAGCCAGUAUCUGCGUGGCUCACGAUCACUUCAUCUGUCCAGUCUGCCUGGAUCUCCUGAAGGACCCAGUGACUACUCCCUGUGGACACAGUUACUGCGGGGACUGUAUUGAAGACUAUUGGGUCCAAGCGGACAAUGCUGGAGUCUACAGAUGUCCUCAGUGCAGACAGACCUUCACACCAAGACCUGUUCUGGGAAGAAACACCAUGUUGGCUGAAGUGCUGGAGAAAGUGAAGAAGGCAGAAGUCCAAGCUGCUCCUCCUGAUCGCUGCUACGCUGGACCUGGAGAUGCGGAGUGUGAUGUGUGUAUCGGGAGAAAGAAGAAAGCUGUCAAGUCCUGUCUGGUGUGUCUCGCCUCGUACUGCGAGACUCACCUCCAGCCCCACUACGAGUCUCCAACUUUUAAGAAGCACAAGCUGAUCGAUGCCACGGGACAACUGCAGGACAAGAUCUGUUCCCUCCACGAGAAACUGCUGGAGAUCUACUGUCGUACCGACCACCAGUGUAUCUGUCGUGUGUGCGUGAUGGACGAACACAGGACACACGAUACAGUCUUAGUGGAUAUAGGAAGCAUUGAGAAACAGAAACACCCUGAGGUGACAAGAAUGAAAUUCCAGCGGAGAGUCGAGGAGGGAGAGCCCAGAACUAGAGCGCAGUUUUUACAAUAUGCCUGUCAGCUCACCCUGGACCCAAACACAGCGCAUAAGGAACUGUGUUUAUCAGAGGGGAACACAGUGGUGAAAAGGGGGAGUCAGCCCCAGGGAUACCCCAGUCACCCUCACAGGUUUAAUGCCUGGCACCAGGUUCUGUGUAAAGAGCCUCUGUCUGGGCGCUGUUACUGGGAGGUGCAGUGGAGCGGCAGGUAUGGGAUUUAUAUAGCUGUGGCGUACAAAGGCAUCCAGAGGAAGAAGGGGUAUUAUGAAAUCCUCUUUGGAAACAAUAACAAGUCCUGGAGUUUGGUCUGUCCUCCCACCAGUUACUCUUUCAAGCACAACAACGAGGAGACUGCAGUGCCCAUCACCUGUUCCACCACCAUAGGAGUGUACCUGGACCACAGCGCAGGAACUCUGUCCUUCUACAGCGUCUUUGAAGACACCAUGACCCUCCUCCACAGGGUCCAGACCACCUUCACUGAGCCCCUCUACCCUGGGUUUUGGAUGCAGGGAAGUCGACUUAACGAGGAAUGUACAAUAAAGCUGUGUACCUCUACAUGAGACAUUUCAUAAAUGUGUGAUGCUUUGUUCAGAAGUAUCCCUGAAUUAAUAAGGCAUAUUGAUGCUAAAUUGGUUUCGAAUAUUGUCCUGGGCACUUCCCCUAAGUUACUCCAGGAAAAUUGCCCAUCUGUGUAGAUGGGUAAAUAACUUAAGAAGCUUAAUAUUGCAAGUCAC